AUGUUUGCCGUGCUGGGCGAAGCGGAAGAUGGCAUCAAUCACCCCUCGCCCUCCACUUCUACACGCGUCACACAAGACAGCAAGGACGGUGGCAAGAGCGCCAUGGGCAAGAAGAAGAAGAGGCGAAGAGACAACGAUUACCGCAGCGUAGUAGAGGACAAUUGCAAAAGAAUCGAACAAUUCACAAACGCCAAAGAUGGCGCCAAGAAUGGGAACGAGCUUUUCCUGGGCGGCAAUCUGAACACGCUCGAGAAGAGACUGUUGGGCGACUUCGCCAGGGGCCUGGGGCUGAACGCGGUCGAUGGCGGACCACCCAAGCACACGCUGCGCAUCUCCAAGCCGGCGGACUGGGCACAGCGAAGGGAGAAGAUGGAGGAGGAUGAGAAGAGGGCACGCAAAGCGCGAGGAGGCCGAGCCGCCAAGCCCUUCACCGCCGCCACCCUGCCCGUCACUCUGCGCAACAGGUUCUGCAUCGACUUUACUGUGCCGAUGCCGGUGCUGGAGUCGCCCUAUUUCGAGUACUUCUGUAGCCUCUACGAGCCCGUGCUCCACUCACAAACCAACCUGGACCUCUUCCUCGAGGCUGUCAACUCUCAAGGCAGCGUGGCCAAGUGGAAGAACUACACGGGCGAGCUGGUGCAGCGCAUCAUCGAUGACGUCACCGGCACAGAGGCCUACAAGACCUUUGCCGCCGACAACCUGUCCCGGUUUGACAUCAAAGACCCGGCUCCCGAGCGUGCUGCUACGGAGAACCUCUACAAAAUCGAGAACUCGGGCAAGUACUACGUCUCCCUGGACUUCACCUCGGCCAACUUCAACGCUCUUCGCUACUACGACCCUCGUCUUGUCUUUGAGACCAAGAACUGGGUGGAAUUCUUGAGUCGCUACACGAGCUAUCAGGCGCUGCUCAACAGCAAGCGAUUCCGGGCUGCGGCGCUGGGCAAGAUCAACCAUCAGGCGCAGUCGAAGAUCUACCACGCGCUCAACCACCGAAUCUACACUCUGCUGAUGAGCCACAACGUCGUAAGUCCUGACCAGAUAGCGUGCAAGUAUACCGACGAGAUAGUGAUCGAGACGACAAAGAGCGACUACUGCGCCCUCGUGGCCAAGCUACGGCAGUUCCUCGAUGAGAAGGCGAGCGACAUCGACUUCGUCCGGCUCGAGCCCUUCCGACUGGUGCGCCUGGGUCCGGCCACGAACAACGACACCGAGAUGUUUGUGAAGGAGGCCCUCAGUACCGAGGCCGAGGCCGAGGCCGAAGCUGAGGAAGCUGCUGGUGCAGGAGCGCCGCCUGCGUCGGUCACGUUCAAGUGCGUCUACACCCGCAAGUUCGCGCUGGCAUUCAAGUACUACUUCCACCAGGAGAUCAACGAGAUGGACAGAACCUAUGUCGACGCCGAGGGUCGAUUUCACACCAUGUCUGAAGAGGAACUCUGGCGCGCCUGGAACUGA
Messenger RNA from Acanthamoeba castellanii str. Neff, 1452 nucleotides. RefSeq lists its product as uncharacterized. The transcript has 6 exons. The record is from RefSeq and is a predicted model, not a curated record. Lineage: Eukaryota; Discosea; Longamoebia; Acanthamoebidae. Bases 1 to 1452 code for a protein of 483 amino acids.